This is a messenger RNA of Eruca vesicaria subsp. sativa (arugula), 2464 nucleotides long. The record is from the annotation of a GenBank genome assembly. Lineage: Eukaryota; Viridiplantae; Streptophyta; Magnoliopsida; Brassicales; Brassicaceae.
CUAAAUUCGUCUCUUGGCCCUGCCCUGCUCUUUUCCCUAAUCAAUGGAUCCUUCAAUUUUCAAGCUCCUCGAAGAAGACGAGGAUGAAUCGAUGCACUCGGGAGCUGAUGUGGACGCGUUCCAGGCCGCUCUGAAUCGAGACAUUGAAGGUUCUACUUCACUUUCCACGAAUACUCCUCCUGGAAGCACCCAUUCUCCCAACCAACAGUUUACAACUACAUGGAAGGAUGGUAUAGGAGAUGCCAAUAUGAAUCUCCAGACACCGCAUAGCCUUGAAAGCACUCAGAUGAAGGAUCAACAAGGAUCGGCUUUAGACGGUCAACACCAACAUGAUUUACAACGUGCAAAUGAAUCUCAAUUGCAACACAACCAGCCUCAAGACCUUCAUCGACCAGGUCCGCUUUGGGAGAAUCCUUCGCAGGUUCCCCAAACAGCUGGGAUGCAGAUUUCUGAAAAGAAUCCUACUGCUAGUGAACCAGAAAGACCUCAUAAUCAAGAGACUGAAUCUCAGUUUUUAAAAAUGCAAAAGAUGAGUACUCAACAGGCUCGUGGAGUGGAACAGCCUGUUAAUCCUCUGAACCGAAACCCUAAGCAAGUUCCAUUUGCUGCUUUGCUUCCUACCUUAAUGGCCCAACUGGACAAAGACAGAGCGCUGCAGCUCCGUACCCUAUAUUCUAGACUUAAGAAAAAUGAAAUCCCCAAAGAGGGGUUCACACGACAUAUGAAGGAUAUUGUAGGCGAUCAGAUGCUUAGGUUAGCAGUUAGUAAACUACAGCAGGUGGGUUAUAACCAGGGAAAAAUGGGAGUUCAAGCUCCUUCUGAAAUCAGUAAUCAAAAAUCUCAGUCUGACCCUCGUGGAGUCGUCCACCUUAACCAAUUACCUUCGUCAACAGGCAGUUCAGUUCCUGUCCAGGGGCUUACCAAACAUCCGCCGCACCAGAUGCAGCUUCCACCAAGCUCUUUUCCCAUGUAUACCAGCUCCGGUAAUUUUCACUCAUUCCCCGGUUCAAACACCAAUGUUUCUGGUUCCCCAUUGAGACCACACCUUCAUGAUCCCCAUAUGAGACAUGUGACACAUAACCAGACCAUGGGAUCAUCUGGUCUUGGAGGACCGCCACAGUCUACGACAAACAUGAUGACUAUGCCCAAGUUUGAGAGGCCAACUUCUGUCAAUGAUCCUAGUAGGGUUCAAGGUGGUGCUACAUUGCAUUUCCAGAACAGCUCAUCGUUGCCUCUAAAUGCUGCACCUACUCAAGGUUCAUCAAUGUCCCAUGUGAAGCAGGAAUCAGUUGAUCAAAGUUUUGAACAGAAGAAUGCAGCCUCAGGGACUUCGAAGGAGGAUUUAGAGAAGGAGUCCUCUAGAAACAUGGGGCAUGCAAGCUCUGUUUCUCCUUCCAUCACAACUCAACUGAACGCUAGCACAGCAAUGAAUUCUCGUGGUCAAUUGGGUACGUCCCAAGCAGGAGUUAAUGCUAGGAUGCCACCCAAAAAACCUUUUGUUGGUCAGAAGAAACCUCUUGAAACAUUAGGUUCUUCAUCGCCACCACCAAGCAAGAAGCAAAAAGUGGUACCAAAUUCUAUGGAUCAAAGUAUUGAACAGCUCAAUGAUGUCACUGCAGUCAGUGGUGUUAAUCUCAGGGAAGAGGAAGAACAAUUGUUCUCCGGGGGAAAGGAGGAUGGUCGGGUUUCUGAAGCAUCUCGGAGGGUUGUGCACGAAGAGGAAGAAAGAUUGAUUCUGCAGAAAAUUCCUCUGCAGAAAAAGCUGGCGGAAAUUAUGGCGAAAGUCGGUUUGAAGCAGAUAAGCAAUGAUGUUGAACGGUGCUUGUCUUUGUGUGUGGAAGAAAGGAUGCGAGGACUACUAUCUCAUAUCAUACGGUUGUCAAAGCAGCGAGUUGAUACUGAGAAAUCUAGACACCGGACCGUUAUCACGUCAGAUGUUCGGCAACAAAUCAACGAAAUGAACCAGAAAGUGAAAGAGGAAUGGGAGAAGAAACAGGCUGAAGCAGAAAAGCUUAAGAAACCGAGUGAGAGUGAAGAAGGUGAUGGUGGAGUUGAUAGUGAGAAGGAGAAAGAUGAUAACCGUUCAAAGGGUUUGAAGGGAAAUAAAGAGGACGACGACAAAAUGAGAACGACAGCUGCAAACGUUGCUGCUCGUGCUGCUGUCGGAGGAGAUGAUACGUUUUUAAAAUGGCAAUUAAUGGCGGAAGCUCGUCAGAAAUCGGUAUCUGACGCUGGUAAAGAAGGGACUCAGAAAGCUACUUCAAGUGGAGGAAGAAACUCGAAGGACAAGCAAGACGGUGGACGACGGUUUACUGGAGCCGGUGGUCGAAGAUUAGGGAAGAACCAAGGUUCGUCGCUUCAACCAAAAGUGGUGAGGACAAUCUCGGUGAAGGAUGUAGUUGCUGUCCUGGAAAGAGAGCCUCAGAUGUCUAAAUCUAUUCUAAUGUAUCGAUUACUUCAAUAG